GCCAAGUACAUGUUAUUGACCAACAAUCGGCAUCUGUGGUAGGUGUCACCUCUCUUCUGCAAAGCUCCCAAAAUACGGGCGCUGGUUCUCUGGGUGUGUGACGUGUAUACUGUACAACUCUGCUCACGGUGAGAGUAGAGAACUGAAAUGACUAUACUUCCUCUCUUCUAAAAGUCUUGCAUCAUCUCCAUGACCUCCUACACUUUUCUUUUGUGUGAACUGUUAGGUGAAGUUGUUGUCUCUUUUUCCCCUCUUCCUUUAAGCUCUUUUCUGUUCUGCUUCUUUAAGUGCUCAGGGGAUGAAGCCAUUCAAACAAACUGCCUGGUCUCUCCUGACUUAUUUAUAGUGUAAGUAAACAGCAGCGUUUGUCUCUAGUUUCUCCAAUGGUACUGGGACUAGUAAAUGAUCGGUUAUAGAACAUGGCUAAUGUGACAGACAUGGACCUGGACCUGGGAGGGAUAUUUCUAGAGAAUAGCACCUAUAACUACGAUGGGGACUAUGUUUAUAAAGAGGACUGCUCCCCUGAAGAUGGCGUUGGAGUGCGUUUUGGCUCGGUGUUCCUCCCAAUGCUCUACUCCCUGACACUGGUCCUGGGGCUAGUGGGUAACGUGCUGGUCCUGGUGGUUCUGGUCCAGAGGAGGCGGAGCUGGAGCGUGACUGACACCAUCAUCCUGCACCUGGGCAUGGCUGACACCCUGCUGCUGGUCACGCUGCCCCUCUGGGCUGUUCAGGCCACUGGGGAAUGGAGCUUCGGGACCCCCCUCUGCAAGAUCACUGGAGCCAUGUUCACAAUCAACUUUUACUGUAGCAUCUUCCUGCUGGCCUGCAUCAGUCUGGACCGCUACCUGUCCGUGGUCCACGCGGUCCAGAUGUACUCUGACAGGAAGCCCUGGAUGGUGCAGGCCAGCUGCCUGUCCGUGUGGCUCCUCUCCCUCAUCCUCUCCAUCCCCGACUGGCUUUUCCUGGAGUCUGUGAGGGACACCAGACGAGACAAAGUGGAGUGUGUUCACAACUACCCGUCCCUCUCCCAGUCUUGGUUUGACUGGCGCCUGGCCUCCCGCCUGCUCUACCACACAGUGGGCUUCCUCCUCCCCUCUGCCGUGCUGCUCUUCUGCUACUCCUGCAUCCUGCUGCGGCUGCAGAGCGGCUCCCAGGGCCUCCAGAAGCAGAGGGCCGUCCGGGUCAUCCUGGCCCUGGUGCUGGUCUUCUUCCUCUGCUGGACUCCCUACAACAUCACCCUCAUGGUGGACACUUUUCAGGGGAGACCUAGGGAGCCUGUUUCUGUAACAACACAGAGGCGGAUGCAAGAUGCAAGCAACGAUGGUUUAAUGAAUAUAGUUCACAGCAGCAACAGGACAGACAGACUGUAGUCAGACGGAAUCCGACCCAGGGACUCGGGCGCAUCUUCCGAUGAUAGCGUGCAGAGAAAACCAGGGGAGUGUGUCCGGAUGAGUAGGAAGGAGCACAGCAGAUAAUCCACACAAGAGAAGAGCACGGACACACGACACAACCUCAGGGAAGAAACAACGAUCUGACAACAAGAAACACUGGUUACAGAACAUAUAAAGGGAAGAUAAGUGGUUCCAGCUGGCGCAGACAAUCAGGCCGAGAUUGGGAACCACGCCCACACAAACACGGGAGAGAGAGAGAGAGAGAGAGAGAGAGAGAGAGAGAGAGAGAGAACGAGAAAGAGAAAGAGAGAGGGAGGCAGUGGAUUCAUGAACCGUGACAGUUUCUGUGUCCUAUGAGAACAGGAGGACAGCUGUGGAGAACAGUCUGGUGGUCACGUUUGCUCUAGCCUGCCUGCACGCUUGCCUCAACCCAGUGCUC
This is a messenger RNA of Oncorhynchus masou masou (cherry salmon), 1830 nucleotides long. Its product is annotated as C-X-C chemokine receptor type 3-like. Lineage: Eukaryota; Metazoa; Chordata; Actinopteri; Salmoniformes; Salmonidae. Gene Ontology annotation, cellular component: external side of plasma membrane; membrane. The coding region runs from base 420 to 1370 and encodes 316 amino acids. The record is from RefSeq and is a predicted model, not a curated record. Gene Ontology annotation, biological process: calcium-mediated signaling; immune response; positive regulation of cytosolic calcium ion concentration. The transcript is spliced from 3 exons. Gene Ontology annotation, molecular function: C-C chemokine receptor activity; C-C chemokine binding.